This is a messenger RNA of Funneliformis caledonium, 255 nucleotides long. The record is from the annotation of a GenBank genome assembly. Lineage: Eukaryota; Fungi; Glomeromycota; Glomeromycetes; Glomerales; Glomeraceae.
AUGAUAAACAACGACUCUCAAUUGAACAAAAAGGUCGUUACAAGAACGUAUCAAUCCAGCAUCGAUGAUGAUUCAAUUAUCGUUGGUGCUGGAUUUCGUGGUACUCACGCUCACAAGAGAGCGCGAGUACUAUCGUAUCAAGCUAUUUGGUACUCACGCUCACCAGAGCGUGAGUACUAUCGUAUCAAGUCCUAUUCUAUUUUUUUUUUCACCGAGGAAUUUGAUGAUAGUGAUGUCAGUUUUUCCGGAUAUUGA